AUGUCUGUCGUACCUGCUGGCUCAAAGAUCCUCGUCACUGGCAUUACUGGCUUCAUAGCCGCACACGUAGCAGAGCAACUACUUGCGGCUGGCUUUCGUGUGAGAGGAACAGUGCGAUCUCUUGCAAAAGCGGAGCAUCUGAAGCAGCGCUUCGCGUCGUACGGUGACAAGGUUGAGUUUACCGUCGUGGAAGAUCUCGAAAAGGAUGGUGGAUUUGAUGAAGCUGUGAAAGGUGUGGCGGGAAUCGCGCACGUUGCAAGUCCAUUCCAUUACAAAGUCGAAGAUCCCUGGAAGGAUCUGAUUAAUCCCGCAGUUCGAGGCACUCUUUCCCUUUUGGAAGCUGCGGCUGCCACCGAAGGAAUCCAUCGGGUGGUCAUCACGUCAUCUUUCGCAGCCAUUGCUCAUCCUGCGGCUCCUGGUUACAAGUUUACUGAGGAGGACUGGAAUAACUGGGCAUUGAAAGAGGUUGAGGAGAAAGGAAAAGAUGUAGCCCCUGCUGUUGCUUAUCGAGCCUCCAAAGCCGAGGCUGAACGAAAAACCUGGACAUUCGUCAAGGAGAGAAAGCCGAAAUUUGACGUGGUGACUAUCAAUCCAGUCUUUGUCUUUGGGCCAAUCAUCACGGAUGUACCGUCGCCGGACGCUAUCCCCACUUCAGUCGGAUUGCUGUACAAGUACCUGGCGGGAGAGCAUAAGUCUAUUGACGCCGGUUCUCCUAGUAAUGCGUUUGUCGAUGUCCGAGAUGUGGCUAAAGCUCACGUUGAGGCGUUGGUACGCCCCGAGGCUGGUGGACAACGUUUUCUCACCUCCGCGGGCACACUCUCAUGGCAAGAAGUCGCUGACAUUUUGCGAGAGUUGUACCCUGACCGACCGAUACCUAAAGGUAACCCGGGGAAGAUCCGUAAUGGUGACGAGACUAUUGUCUAUGGGGAGCGUGCCAAUAAGGUGCUCGGAAUUGAUUUCAUUCAGCUAAAGCAGUCCGUCAAGGAUACAGCUGAAAUUCUGGUGCAAUUGGAGAAGAAGUGGGCAGCACGCUAGAUUUAGUUGCAGAUGUUUAGUUUUUGAGUCAACACAUUUACAUAUUGCGAAUUACAUGACAAUGGAUAGGCGACUUGUAACCAUAUCUUUUAUAUAAACACAUCGUUGAUUGUGAUAUUU
Spizellomyces punctatus DAOM BR117 is the source of this 1155-nucleotide messenger RNA. RefSeq lists its product as uncharacterized. Bases 1 to 1035 code for a protein of 344 amino acids. The transcript has 3 exons. Lineage: Eukaryota; Fungi; Chytridiomycota; Chytridiomycetes; Spizellomycetales; Spizellomycetaceae. Gene Ontology annotation, molecular function: oxidoreductase activity, acting on the CH-OH group of donors, NAD or NADP as acceptor. The record is from RefSeq and is a predicted model, not a curated record.